This is a messenger RNA of Sclerotinia trifoliorum, 1933 nucleotides long. NCBI's taxonomy places the organism in Eukaryota, Fungi, Ascomycota, Leotiomycetes, Helotiales, Sclerotiniaceae. The record is from the annotation of a GenBank genome assembly.
CAUUUAGGGCUCAAUAGUCUAUAUUCAAAGUACCCUAAUACUAUAAUUCCGCUAAUACUGGCCUACUUGGGCUUAGACGUCCAUUCGUUCAGGUGAACACUUCUGAGCUGAAUUUUCCCACCCCACCAAUAAUGCCUGUCAUAUGACUACCACGUGCUCCACUUACUAUUCAGACCACGGGAAGCGUCAGAUUUCAUAUCAGAUGCGUACCAAUAGGGCGAAAGUUAGAAGGAAAAGACGGAUUGUGGCAACCGAAGCAGACGGCUCUAUAUCUUGGUGUAAGCUUAUCUACUUGGCGUGGCGAUUUCUCGAAAGGAAAGGGACGGCACGGAUCACUAGUGCGAUGGAGAGAAAUAUCCCAGAAGCUUUUGAUCCUUCGAUGUAGUAAACAUCCAGGGAAAUGAAGCUGUGAGGACAAGAGCCAAAAGACUAGAGCCAAAGAGAAGAGGCCUCCGAGUCUUGCCACGUCCCUUGCGGGUAUUUGUCUCAUGUAUACAAGUCAUGGUCUGUCCAGGCAGUAUAUAAUAAAAGACCAACACUAUAGACUUCGAGCCGGAGAUUUUUCAAUCACUUCACCACUCAAGACUAAACAAACCAACACCAUGAUGCAUAUGGCCACCCCCAACACCGACCCCACAUUCCGCAACUAUACCAGCUCACAAGCCCAAACCUACGCCACGCACCGUCCCUCCUAUUCCUCCAAACUCUAUGAAACAGUAAUAGGACAUCAUGAGAAAACGGGUGGAAAGUUCAAUGUAGCACUUGAUCUAGGAUGUGGACCUGGGAAUGCUACUCGAGAUAUCGCGAGGGAUUUUGAGGAGGCGAUUGGAUGUGAUGCUGGUGCGGCGAUGAUUGAGACAGCGAGGGAAAGAGGUGGGAAGACGAAGAGCGGGAGGGAUAUUAGAUGGGUUGUUGGGAGUGGGGAGGAAUUUGCGGGGUUGGAGGAGGUGGGUAUGGGGGAGGUGGAUUUGAUUACUGUGGCUAUGGCGGUAUGUGGUUGAUCUUUUUUGGUUGGUAUGAUUAUUGAUGAGUGUUGGGAGGGAUUCUUUCUUAAUUUGAGUGUGUGGCUUGUAGGUACAUUGGUUUGAUAUGGAUAAAUUCUGGGCGCAGGCUGCAAAGGCAUUGAAACCUGGUGGGACGGCGAGUAGCUCUUUCCUCUCGUAAUUCUUGGGAUGAGAUUUACUAAUAUAAAACACAGGUCGCUCUAUGGACCCGCGGUAGCACUCUAUGUUCACCCCAUCUCCCUUUCCUCCCCACACCCCACUAACACCCCUAAGCAUCCUUCUACCCCCACCCCUCAACCCCCAACCGAGACCGACUCCUCGAAAUCUUCAAAAACUUCGAACAGAAAAUCCUAGCUCCCUACGAACUCCCCCCUAACCGUCUCUCUCGCGACAUGUACGACAAUCUUCCUCUCCCCUGGAAUAUCCCCCAUCCCAUCCCCUCAUCCACAUUCCCCCCAUCACAGUUCCUAAAAUUAAAUUUCGACCGCGACGGAAUACUCUCCGAUGCGACAUCGAAUGAUUUUUUCGGCGGAGGAAGAGAAGUGACGCUUACGGAAGCAGAGGAGGCGUUGGGGACAGCUAAUAUGGUAACGAGAUGGCGGGAAGCGCAUCCUGAGAAAGCGGGAACUGAGAAGGUGAGCUUAAGUUUCGUUUGUUUGUGAUGAGUUGAGUUGUGUAUUCAUUUCUAUUUCCCGGUGAGUUUAUACUAAUUAAUUUGGUUUUUUUCUAAAGGAUAUCUUGAAGCUUCAUGUUGGGGAAGUGAGGAAGGUUAUGGGUGGGAGGGAAAGUAUGCUGGUUGGAAGUAGCACUGCGAUUAUUUUUGUUAAGAAAGCUCUUGAGGAGGCUUGAAUAUGCGUGGAUAUCUAAUCUUAAUUGCUAGUAUUGCAUAGGAUAGGUUAAUGUGAGGUAUUCUGCUUUUACUUAUAUUU